AUGGCUGGAGUGAAAUCUCAUGCCACAGUUGAGGCUGCUCCUUUGAAAUCAUGUAUAGUGGUGAAAGAAGGAUCAAGUUAUUCAGAGAAAGUAUCACAAUACCUGGAGUCAUCGUGUGGACAAAACGGACAGGGUGGGGUAUCUGUUGAAACUGUGGAAGAAGACAGGUAUGAGUGAGACAAAUUCUCCAUGAUCAUUAAAGUGAAAAAAUCUCCAAACUUACUGUUGCAUGUGUUUUGUUUCUCUGUAGUAGUGACUCGGGGGACAGCCUGUUCAUAACGCAGAAACCUGUACCUAUACCUGUGAGGUCAACAAGAGGCCGCCCUAACCUGAGGUCAGACACCAGACCUCCCAGAGAUCUAGAUGAGGAUGAAGAUGACUCUUCGUCAUCCUCUUCUCCUGAGAGGAGAUUUGAGAUACCUGCAACUCAGAAAGAGAAGAGGAUGAAAACAAAACUGCCAGAGUACAGUUUUCCUUUCCUGACAGGGAAGCGGUACAGACGCAGUGGCAGAGGCACACGAGAGCAGAACAGAGGCCUUCAUGUAAGGCUGAAAUACUCUCUGAAUUAAUAUUUUGUUGUUGUUGUAAUGGUUUUUUUAAUGUUAUACUGUCUUUUCUUGACAGAAUGCUGGGAUUGCGGGCUUCUUCAGAGAGAUGUGGGAGGCUCAUAAAAGGGGAGAAGAUGUGGAGUUAUCUUUACCGACUGUGGACACAGAUGGGGAGGAUAUAUCGCCAUUGUCAGAGUGAGUGAAUAUGAAUCAGGUUUAAUUCAAGGUAAAAGCUAUUUGUUUAAAGGGUAGCCUGGAUCCAUGAAAAACAUCAUUAUUUCUCAAACAAUAAUUUAAAAAGUGUUUAACUUUUGUGGAGCCACGCAGUUGAGAGAACCUUGCUGGAGUACGCCAGGUUCUCUCUGGAAAAAUUAUUGACUUGAUGGCAGCAUAUGUUGAUCCAAAACCUGUGUAUAACUUUAAGCAUUGAUAAUGCUAAGCCACAAAUGUCAUGGGCACUUAUACAUCCCCAUACCAUCAAAUCUUUUGAACUUGAACUGAUCACAAGUCAGGUGGUUCCUCUCCUUUGCAGAGGUGCCCAUGAUAUCCUAAAAGAAAGUCAAAUUUUGAUUUGACAGAUCACAGGACAAUUUUUCCAUGAUGCCUCAGUCCAUUUUAGACAAACUCAGACCAGAGAAGUCACCAGGAUUUCUGGAUCAGUUUUAUUUAUAAACUUGUGCAUGAUGCAGUUUUAACUAUGGAUGGACUGAUUGAUUUGUUGAUUGAUUAAAGGCAUUUUGACCUCUUCUGCCUCACAAGGCCAAUAUCACCGUUAUCUUUUCUGAAUGAAAACACAUCUUUCCAAUCACCCACAAACAGCAUCUCAAAUCCAGAACAGUCACUGACUGGUGUUUUAAUAUUGUAUUGUAUUAUAAUGUUUAGUAUUGGCAGCAGUAUUAGCCAUGUUUUACAAAUUUAAACAUAACCCAGUAUCUGUCUAUGUAUUGAUUCAUUGAAAAAUUCAUCUGAAUAUUUACCAAGUAGUUACUAAAGUUCAGCAGUUCUUUUUUAAAUAUGUUAGUACAAUUAAAUUGUUGUGUUUUGUCAAAUGUAAAAAAAAAAAAAAAAAAAACAAGCAACAGAAAAAGGACAAAAACAACACAAAGUGAAAUUGGCCAUAUACGUCACCCUUAGGCUGGCUUGCCCUCUCAUAAUCAGUCAACCGCUAGUUUAAAACUUCAUUUCUGGAUGCAGCAGUGCGCUGUGUUCAAAGAGAAAGUGUUUUGGAAGUGAUUUUGAGCUUAUGCAGAAAUUUCCACUCCAGAGUCAUUUCUGUCUUUAAUGCAGAGCAAUCUAAGGGCCAUCUUAUAUUAGUUUUUGGCCAUGCUCCUUUUUGUACAGCGAUUUCUACAGAUUUGGUCGAUCUCCAAAUUCUCUGCAAUGUGAUGCUGAGAAACAUUAUUCUGAAAUUGUUGAAACUUCGUCUCACAGAGUGGUGAAACUCUUCCUAGCUUUACUUCAGAGACACUUGAUUCCAUAGCAAUGUCAUUGUUUACACUCAGCCAUGUAAAUAACAUGUUACAGAUAAAUGUGGGUAGCUGGGGGCUGUGACUCCAGGUUAUUUAUUUUGGCAUUUGCACAACUUUUCUAAAGUUUUCUUGCCUCUGUCUCAACCCUUCUGAAACAUGUUACUUGCACCAUGUUUAAAACGAGAAUAUAUUUUCCAUCACAUAAGCACAUCUUUUCAGUUUCAACAUAUUAUAUGUAGUUAAUGCAGAAGGUUUGAUUAAAUGUAGGGUGAUCAACACAUUAAAUUGCAUUUUAACAAUUUUUUAAAUUGAGAAUGUUGUAUUUUGAUACAUUCAUUUAAAAGCAGAGGUUUUAACUAACAAUGAAACAGAAACCAACACCACUAACUGCUGCAAGUAAAACCAGCUUCUUGUAGUGUGGCCAAAUUACCACAAAAUUAGAGCUCCUCAUAGAUGUUUUAAGAUGAUUUAGUCCCUCUUAUCUAUUUCAUUUAUUGCCUUUUAGAAAACAGUUCAACUGACCCUACAGGUCUAUUCGACAUUUUAUGAUUAUUUUAAUGAGGGUUUGGGUUAACCAUAGACUGUUUAUAGCAUGGACGCCGUCAGCCUCCUCACUGGGUGAAGCCACCCCGAGAACAGCACACUCUGGUGUCAGGCUGCAGUAUAGGUCAUGAAUUCCGCCUCCUCCAGCAAUCCCUAUGGAGCUGAGGACAAACUUGAGAAAUAAAGUACAGAGAAUAUAAAAUUUUCUCCCCCCUGCUUGUGAUGUCGACAUGUAGUUACUGUCAGACUGGUUUGUGCUCAAGUCCUCUUUUUUCUGUACAGCUCCAUUUUUAAAAAAUGUUUUUUCUAUGAUUGACACUUGAUACAGCCUAUGGGCGUACGAAGAUUGCAUAGCUCACCUGGGGGAUAAGCUGUUUGAGUUGAGCUUCAUCGUAGUGACUCUCCCGCCGAAUGCGCACAACGCUACUGCGCAAGUGGUGGAGUGUGUACAACGCUACUGCGCAAUGUUAGCUUCAGGAAGUGGAGAAAAAAAUGCAGAAUUACUGAGAGCUUUUCAGCUUCAAAUCCGUAUACUGGCUGAAGGUGGAACAAAGUUGUCCAUAAUAUAUACAGUCUAUAGGGUUAACAUGCAAGAUACGAUAGUUCUGGUCUAUUGAAGUGAUUGAUAAUGAAUCUUAUUUUCUGUUGUAGAGAAGAGGAAGAAAGGUCAGAAGAUGAGGACAUCAAAGUUGUAGUGGGUAUCUGUUUUUACAAAGAAUCUUGUAUUUCAUGGCAUAUUACUUUGCUCUUAAACUGUUUGUCAUCCUACAGGAGAGGAAAGUCUUUGCAGUGCCACUAAAAAUUAAGAACCAGCAAACCUGGUGCGAUCAUUUAAAGCAGAAAAGUAUUAGAAAAGCAGCAGAUGCCAGACAAGAACGCUCACAAGGAGAACAACGCAAGGCAUUCAAUGAGAAACAAGCCGAGGCAAAUACAUCAAGGAACAUCGAGGAGGAGGAUGAGGAAGAAGUGGUGCCAAGAAAUAUAGAGUCUUCUUCUGAGCAACCUGAAACAUUGGGUACAGACAGGGUUCAGGAAGGAGGACAGGAGGAGGAAGACACUUCACACUUACAACAAAAGAUGAUCAGGAGAACCACGCAGGAGGUGAUUGAAAACUCAGAAUCUGAUCUUGGAUCGGAGGAUUCAGCUUCUUCUAAUGCAGAAAAGGUUGUCAAGGAGAAGAAGAAAAGGAAAAGUAUUGAGGAAGACGAGGAGCAGCCACAAUCCAGUGAGAAAGCUAAAAAUAAGACAAAAGGGAAAAGAGAAGAUGAGAUUGUAAGAUCAGAGGAGAGGCGAGAAGAGGGAGAAGAGUCUACAGCAACUUCUCAAGAAAUGCGCAUAUCCCAUUUCAUUCAGAGAAACAAGCCCCUGUCAUUUUCUGAUGAUGCAACUUAUGAAGAAGAGAGUGAAGGUGCAAGCUCUUUUGUAGCUUUGGAUGAACAUAUGGAGAGGUCACCAAAACAGAGAAAGACGAGGAUGAGAACUGACUCUGAAGAAGUGGAUAACUCUCUGGAUCUUUUUGGAAAUGAAAAUGUUGAAAACACAGAUGACACUCAGAGAAAAGCAGAAGAUGAUCAAAUGGCGACAAAGAAAAAGACGAAAGAAGGGCUAGAAAGUGAGAGUUUCAGCGACAAAAAAGCUGAACUUGAUGCUGCACGAGGUGAUGAUUCAGCGUCUGUCCAGCAAAGGAAGAGGAGCUCAUCCUUCCUCGGUGCUGAUGCAGAGUCUUUACAGUCUGUGGAAACUCCUGUUGAUGGAGCAGGACGACCCGGAGAUACUGCUGGACAUUUAGACACAGAAUCAGCAGAAAUGUACAGAAAUGAGGAAGAGUGUGUAGAAGAGGUCAGAAAAGGGGAGAAUAGAGAGAGGUUAGAAAUUCAGGACAGGGGGGACAAAGAUCAGGAGCAGGAGUUUGGAGAACCAAACACAACCUGUCACACUGCUCCAUCUGAAAGAACUGCACCAGAGCAGGAAGGGAUGGGUAAGGGUUCAGAAAGUAAUACUGAGUCACUGAGGACAGUAGAAAGUGUGGAAAGUACUGUAGAUGCAAGGCUUCCUUCAACAGAUGAAAGUUUGGUGUUAAAAGAGAAGAAGAAGAAGAGAAAAAAGAAGAACACGUUAGAAUUUCAGGACAGGGUGGACACAGAUCAGGAGCAGGAGUUUGGAGAACCAAACACAACUUGUCUGAGGAUAAGUAAGCGUUCAGGACGUGAUACUGAUUCACUGAGGACUGUAGAAAUUGUUGCAAAUGCAGGACUUUCUUCAACAGAUGAAGCUGUUGUGUUAAAAAAGAAGAAAAAGAAAAAGAGGGAGAUGUUAGAAAUUCAGGAUGGGGUGGACAAGGAGCAGGGGUUUGGAGAACCCAUCACAACCUGUAUGAGUGCUUCACCUGGAAGAACUGCGCCAGAGCUGAAGGGGAUAGGUGAGCGUUUAGGAAGUGAUACUGAGUCACUGCGUGCAAUUGAAAGUAUAGAAAGUUCUAUAGAUGUAGGACUCCAUUCAACAGAUGGUAGUGUGGUGUUAAACAAGAAAAAAAAGAAAAGGAAAAAGAGGGAGAUGUUAGAUAUUCAGGAUGGGGUGGAAGAGGAGCGGGAGUUUGGAGAACUAAACACAACCUGUCUGAGUGCUUCACCUGUAAGAACUGAACCAGAGGUGAAGGGGAAAAGUAAGGGUUCAGGGAGUUAUACUGGGUCACUGAGGACAGUAGAAAGUGUAAAAAGUGCUUUAGAUGCAGGACUCUCUUCAACCGAUGAAGCCGUGGUGUUAAAAAAGAAGAAGAAAAAGAAAAAGAGGGAGAUGUUAGAAAUUCAGGAUAGUGUGAACAAGGAACAGGCGCAGGAGUUUGAAGAACCAAAUGCAACCUGUCUGAAGUCUUCACCUGAGAGAACAGCACCAGAGCAGAAGGGGAAAAGUAUGCGUUCAGGUAGUGAUCCUGGGUCACCAACGACAGUUAAAAGUGUAGAAAGUGUUGUAGAUGCAGGACUCCCUUCAACAGAUGAUAGUGUGGUGUUAAACGAGAAAAAAAAGAAGAGAAAAAAGAGAAAGAUGUUAGAUAUUCAGGAUGGUGUGAACAAGGAACAGGAGCAGGAGUUUGGAGAAGCAAACACAACCUGUCUGAAGUCUUCACCUGAAAGAACCGAGGCAGAGCUGAAGAGGAUGAGUAAGUGUUCAGGAAGUGAUCCUGGGUCACCAACGACAGUAAAAAGUGUAGUAAGUGUUGUAGAUGCAGGACUCCCUUCAACAGAUGAUAGUGUGGUGUUAAACGAGAAAAAAAAGAAGAGAAAAAAGAGGAAGAUGUUAGAUAUUCAGGAUAGGGUGGACAAAGAUCAGGAGCAGGAGUUUAGAAAACCAAAAACAACCUGUCUGAUUGCUUCACCUGAGAGAACUGAGGCAGAGCUGAGGAGGAUAAGUAAGCGUUUAGGAAGUUAUACUGAGUCAGUGAGGACAGAGAGUGUAGAAAGUGUUGUAGAUGCAGGAAUCCCUUCAACAGAUGAAGCUGUUGUGUUAAAAAAGAAGAAGAAAAAGAGGGAGAUUUCAGAAAUUCAGGAUGGGGUGGACAAGAAUCAGGAGCAGGAGUUUGGAGAACAAAACACAACCUGUUACACUGCUUUGCACGAAAGAUCUGAGCCAGAGCAGAAGGGGAUAAGUAAGCGUUCACGUAGUGAUACUGGGUCACUGAGGACAGAAGAAAGUGUAAAAAGUGCUGAAGAUGCAGGACCUCCUUCAACAGAUGAACCUGUUGUUUUAAAAAAGAAGAAAAAAGAAAAAGAGGGAGAUGUUAGAAAUUCAGGAUGGUGUGGACAAAGAUCUGGAGCAGGAGUUUGGAGAGCCAAACACAACCUGUCUGAGUGUUUCACAUGA
Molecule: messenger RNA, 6418 nt
Organism: Xyrichtys novacula (pearly razorfish)
Lineage: Eukaryota; Metazoa; Chordata; Actinopteri; Labriformes; Labridae
Source: the annotation of a GenBank genome assembly